AUGAACAACGCCACCUGUGACUACGUGACUGGGACUUGCUACUGCAGCAUAGGCUUCAAAGGGAUCCGCUGUGAUCAGGCGGCCCUGAUGAUGGAGGAUUUGAACCCUUACACUAAGAUCAGCCCAGCCCUGGCCUCGGAGCAGCAUUCUGUUGGAGCUGUGUUGGGGAUUGUGUUUCUAUUGCUCCUCAUCCUCUCCAUGUCUGGCCUGGUGCUUUGGUUCCGCUACAGGCAAAGGGAGAAGGCCCAGCAGGCCCCCAGUGUCGCCUACAACCCAGCCCUCCACAUGGGGACUACCGACUACUCCCUGUCCGGUCUUCAGUGCAUAGGAGUGCUGCCCUCUCCAGACUCUUCUCCCAGGAACAGCUCGGUGGUCGUUGGAGGCGGGGGAGGUUGUUUCUCCAACCCGAGCUACCACACCUUGGGCCCCUGCACCUACGCCGCCUUCUACUCCAAACCAAAGAAGAAGCCCAGCAAGGUGAAAUCCAAGAGGCGUCACAGGAACAGUGCUCCGGAGUGGGGCGCCUAUUGCAACCUGCGGGAGCUGGGUGUGUACUGUCUGGAUGGGCGGAGGCUCAGUUAUCACAUGGACCCCAGAUUCAGAGGUUGGUCUCUGCUCCACUGUUCUUCUCCUAUUUGA
Knipowitschia caucasica is the source of this 639-nucleotide messenger RNA. NCBI's taxonomy places the organism in Eukaryota, Metazoa, Chordata, Actinopteri, Gobiiformes, Gobiidae. The record is from the annotation of a GenBank genome assembly.